CGCCAUCUUGUUGUCAUGAACUCAUAAAUAAACUGUCUCGCAAAUAACACUCUUCUGCAGUCAUGGGAGUUGACUACUACGAUAUAUUGGGCCUUACCCGAAGCGCCACAGAUGCUGAAAUAAAAAAAUAGUAAGGAAUGUCAUAAAUAUUUGUUUAAGUCUACACAUUAUUUCUCAAGGGAAAUUUGCUCUAGCCGUAAUAUAAAACUUGAAACGUGUGUAGUUAAGUAUAAUGACUUGACUUAAUGUUUUACAUUACAUUUUACUUUUACAUUCACAUCAUUGUGUCUAAUUAUAAUUUUGAAUGUGUAUCUUACUCACUAACUAAACAUUGUGGGCUGUAGGUUAUCCCUACCAUAGCACUGACUUUCAGUAUCCUGAGUAAAGCAAAAGCAGUUUUUACAAUAGUAUAGUAUUUCAGAAAUUGUGUGCUAAAGACUAAAGAUAUUGUUAUAUCCCUAUGCCUAGGCAUAUAAUAAUAAUCUUUAUUAAUCUUUGUCUUGAUAAUUUGCUGGGAUGCUAAUCCUCAAUGAAAAUUGAUAGACCUAAACAUUUAUUUAAAUUAUAAACUGUAACUUAUCAAUUAUUUAUUCCUUUUGACAAUUUGAUGUACCUGAAAGAAUUCUAGUCCUAGUGUUAAGUGUUUAUCAUUUGUAAGAUAAAAGUAUUAAAUUCAUUUAAAGUGAAAGCUUUUUAUCUUAUAAAUAAACACCCACACUACUUAAAGUAGCAGAUAUCAAUUAUAGCUAUGUAUAACCUGGUAUUAUUUUUUGCUAUAGACUAUUUUGCUAAAAUAUUAUAUGUUUGAUGAAUCCAUGGACAAUAUGGCAUUCAAAUUUAUCAAUAAUGAUAUUACAGCUACCGUAAGCUAUCCCUAAAGUUUCACCCAGACAAGAAUCAAGGAGAUCAGAAUGCUGCCGAUAAAUUCAUGCAAGUUGCUGAAGCAUAUGAUGUCUUAUCAGAUCGUAAGUUUACUACUAAAACUCAAGAUUUUUAUAAAGGGAACAUUCAGAAUAAAUAUAGCUGAAAUUUUAAUAUAAUUUUAUUUCUUUAAAAAAUAAGAGAAAAAAGAAAUGUCUUUUUUAGGCCAAUAAUUAUUUUUGUACCAUAUUAUAAGUCUUUAUAUAAUUUUUACAGCUCGUAAACGUGCAGUAUAUGACCAGUUUGGAGAGGAAGGAUUAAAAAAUGGUGUACCAGCCGGAAGUGGAGAGGCUGGUGCAUGGACAUAUGGUUAUACUUUUCAUGGAAAUCCUGAAAAAGUUUUUAGAGAAUUCUUUGGAGGGGACAAUCCCUUCCAAGGUAAGGAAAGUUGCUUUAUUUGUUUAUAAACGAAUAAUUUGUUAUAACAACUUAAUUUAAAGAGAUUGUCCAAGAAAGGUUUUGAUGUAAUAUAUUCCAUUUGGUCGAAGCGAUUGAUUUGAGGAAAAUACAAACUACCAAGGUCAGAAGACACCAGACCCAUGCCGAAAAAAUAAAGGUCAUAGUCUAUAAAAAAAUCUAACUUUUUUAAAAAUAAGUGAAUGAAUUGCUUGGUGUCAAUAAGUAUUUUUUUUAAAUUGAUAUAAUUUUGUUUAAAAACUAAUUGGAUACAAACUUUGUUUCAGAAGCCAUCCCUAGAAAGAGGGAAAAAAUAUGGAUCAAUAUAUAUUAAUAUUUGAAAGAGUUCAAAGCUUAAUAACUUUAUAAUGAUCUGCCACUGUAAACCUAUAAAUUUAAUUAAAACCUUGCUAACUUUUAUAUUUUCAAUCACAGAAUUUCAUGAUAGAGUGGAUGGGGAUUUAAGUAUGGGUUUUGGAGGAUUACAUGGCAGGGGGGCAAAAAAACAAGACCCCCCCAUAGAGAGAGACUUGUAUCUGAGUCUCGAGGAAGUGUAUCAUGGCUGUACCAAAAAGAUGAAAAUAUCAAGACGAGUGAGUAUUUUAUUUUUUCAAUGUGUUUGUUUUUUUUAUUAAAAAAUACUUGAUUCUUUGAUUGUCCACAUUUUUUGCAAUUAGGAAUUUCAAACAAAUAAAAGAAAAGAAAAUUGAGCCAUUGGCAAAGGGCAUAUUAAAUGAAGUGGAACAUUAUUGAGAUGAAUUUAAUCUCUUAGGUCAUGAAUGAAGAUGGCCACACCUCCAGUAUACGUGACAAAAUUCUAACUAUCACAGUAAAGAAGGGAUGGAGACCAGGUACAAAGAUAACAUUUCCCCAGGAAGGUGACCAGGGACCAAACAAUGUACCAGGUAGUUAGAAAAAAAAAGAAUUUAAUUAAUUCUUAACAAUAGAAUUCAAUUGUGUGAUAAAAUCUUGAAACUUGAAAGUAUUUUAAAAAAUGUUUCUUUGAUAAAAUCUUGAAAAAAAUAACUGAUAGAAAUGAUAGUUUUAGUGACAAACAGGGUCCAAGAAAAUAAAUAUUUUGAUUAGUUUUAUACAUAUAAGCCUGUUAAUUUAGACUUGGUUUAUAAUUUACCUUGCAUUUUGAUUGUAGGUAAAAUUUACCAAAAAGCUUGUUUAUCCAUCAUUUAAAUAAAUAUCAAAAUCUUGAAACAUACCUAUGAACAUUUCAUGACACACUAUGUGAAUUAAAUAGUUACAAACUAUGCAAAAUUUCUAUAUUUUAAAGUAUUGAUUUUGAAAAAUAUUGCUCAACAAAAUUCCUUUUUCCCCAAUUCAAUGUUGAUACAUGGGCUAAAUAACCCAUAUUUUUGACAGCCGACAUAGUAUUUAUUGUGAAGGACAAGCCCCAUCCUAGAUUCCGAAGAGAGGGAGCCAAUCUGAUUCAUACUGCAAGGGUUCCAUUAGGGAGGGCACUGACAGGUUGUACUGUAGAGAUUCACACACUUGAUGAGAGGAUUCUUCACAUUCCCAUCACAGACAUUGUCAAGUGAGUGGCUUGCAGUUGCCUAUUACAACUCGUUGAGAGUAACAUUUAGAAAAAAUGAAAAGUGUUUCAUUAACAAGGUAAAACUAUUAAAAGCAAAACAAAGGAAUUGCACCAGUUAGAAUGGGACACUACUCAUGCAAUAAAAAGUGAAUAAUAACUAAAAUAAGCUCAGAAAUAAAUAACUUUAUAGGUUUGUUUGGGGUAUUUUUAUAAAUAGUGUUAAAAUCAGGAGGAACAUAGAUCCAUGAUUACAUUUUCAAUUCAAUUUUAGAUGGAAAGUAUAAAGCACAACAUGGAAUUUCAUGAUUUAAUGUUCCUUUUGACAGGCCUAAAAGUUGGUGAAAAUAGCCUUGAUGGUGUUUAUGGGAUUAGCAUGAACAACUUACUAUAACUUCAACAUCUGCUUGAUUGCAAAGUUGUGUUGUUUUUUUAAACAAUUAACUAGAGAAUAAUCAUUCUUGGCUCAGAAGGAUUUCUGCUGGUAAUUACUAUGGCAUAAACACAAGCAUUUCUGAAGAGUGUUGAAAUUCAUUCAUAAAUUGUAUUUUUCUCUUGCUUCAGGCCUGGUUACAAGAAAGUGGUACCUGGGGAGGGCAUGCCUUUGGUGGUUGCCCCAUGCGACAAAGGAGACCUGAUCAUUGAGUUUGACAUAGAGUUCCCUUCAUCUCUUAUACCAGAGAAAAAAGAACAUGUGAAAAGAGCACUGCUGUACUAAGGGGGGGGUUUUUUUAGAUUGCUAAGGGGUGUAUUUUCAUAACAUAUAAAAGAUCUUCAUUGUGUAAAAAUGUAGAUCUUGAAUAAUUAAGCUUCAUUGGUGAAAUGAGCCUAACAGUAAAAAAGUUCCAAGUGACAGUAGCUCAAAUUGUUAUUAUAAUGCAUGUUGGCCAUUUUUGUUCUCAAGAAAAUAUUUCAUUUUCAUAAUAAUGUAGGAAAAGUUUUUAAAAAAUGCAACUUUUAAGGUGAAGACAUUUAUUGUCAUCAUAAUAUUCUUUGCCUUGAAAUUAUUUUUUUCAGAAUGCAAGCAUUACUUUCUGAAAUGUGUCAUUUUCCAUUAAUACUGUAAUAAGUAACUAAUGAUGCUGUUUUACUUCAUGCAUAGAUUAUUACAAUGCAAUAACUUAAGAUUGAAUUUUAAUAUUCACAUAUGAUGUCAAUUUAUAUCUGAAACUUUAGGCCAUUUACACAGUUUAGUAUUUCAUAUAUAUCAAUAUUGUAUAUUUAUUAUAAUUGUGCUAAUGUUGCAGCUGAAUAAAAAACAAAUAUGCCUCACAUCAAGAGAAAGUUUUGGAAAAUCAAUGUUUUUUUCUUUUUUUCAAAGAGCUAUUUUAAUAAUUGAAAAGGAAAUUUGAUUUGAUUCCUUCAAAAGGAGCAAUCCAUUUAUUGUGGAUGCAGUAUGGGGGAGGGGAUGUUGGCUUAGGAUUUUGGAUACAGGUGAAUACAAGGUGGUGUGGAGGUCUCAAUGUGUAGGUACAAAAGACCUUUAUGACUUUCAUAGCAUCUGAACACCAUAGCUUUUAGCCCCCCCCCCUCCCCCCCCUUUUUUUUCCCCCCUCCAAUAAAUAAUAAUAAUGAACAUAAUUUAUUUAUGACUGAUCUUUACUAAUCC
Messenger RNA from Lymnaea stagnalis (great pond snail), 4469 nucleotides. The record is from the annotation of a GenBank genome assembly. Lineage: Eukaryota; Metazoa; Mollusca; Gastropoda; Lymnaeidae.